UCUUACCAGACUUCAGACUUCACUCUUCACACUCAAAUCUUACACGCAGCUUCUCUCACUAAACCAAUUCCUCUCCCACUUCUCUUUCUCUCUCUGUCUUUGCUUCAUUUGGAUUAGUUUGAUCAGAAGAGAUGGCCAUGGAAGCUUUGAAUUCCCCGAGAACAGCAACUCCUUCGUUCCACUGUGACGAUAUGGAUCUACACUGCCUUGAGCCAUGGGCAAAGGGCAAACGCUCCAAGCGACCCCGUCUCGAUCACUCAUCUUCUGAGGAAGAGUACCUUGCUCUCUGCCUCGUCAUGCUCGCUCGUGGAGCAAGAGGAACCGACGUUGUCCCAACCACCACCACCGCCACGGCCAAGCUCCACCCACCCCGCUACCCUUCUCCGCCACCGCUGGCCGCUUCGCAGCCACCCACUUUGAAGCUGAAUUUCAAGUGUGCCGUAUGCAAUAAGGCCUUCCCUUCCUACCAGGCUCUUGGUGGACAUAAAGCCAGCCAUAGGAAACUUAACGGCGCCGCCGAAGACCACUCCUCUUCCUCCUCUGCUUCCACCACCACUUCCUCUACGACCUCCCCUGCCAAUUCGACACCAGCUAGUAGCGGCAGGACCCAUGAAUGCUCUGUUUGUCACAAAACUUUCCCCACUGGACAAGCCUUGGGUGGACACAAGCGCUGCCACUACAGUGGUCCGACGACAUCUUCCUCGGAUGGCCCAGCUUCUUCCAGCCAGAGCCAACGUGGUUUCGACCUCAACUUACCGGCCUUCCCCGAAUCUUUCCCCGGAUUUGCCCCUUUCGGUGGGCGAAAGUUUCAGAAUUUUGGCGAUGAAGAAGUGGAGAGCCCUCAUCCCCUGAAGAAGCCUCGCCUCUUCAUGGCAGACCUCAUCCCUCCUCAAGAUCAGCAAAAGUAGAAUUAAUCCCAUCUCCCACUGUACUUUUUUAGUGUUUUCAAAUCUUUGUUAGGUUGGAUUAUUGUUUCUGUACAGAGAAACUUUCAUUCAUUCAUUGAAAUUUUCUGUAGAACAUAGAGAUGGAGAUCUAAAUAUGUACUGUUUGAAAAUCGAAUUCGAUUAAAUUAUAUUUUUCUGUCCAA
Molecule: messenger RNA, 1090 nt
Organism: Macadamia integrifolia
Lineage: Eukaryota; Viridiplantae; Streptophyta; Magnoliopsida; Proteales; Proteaceae
Product: zinc finger protein ZAT10-like
Exons: 1
Coding region: 132-908 (258 amino acids)
Biological process (GO): response to stress
Molecular function (GO): DNA-binding transcription factor activity
Source: RefSeq, a predicted model, not a curated record